Haemonchus placei is the source of this 297-nucleotide messenger RNA. The record is from the annotation of a GenBank genome assembly. Lineage: Eukaryota; Metazoa; Nematoda; Chromadorea; Rhabditida; Trichostrongylidae.
AUGCUUGACGAUCCGAACCGGACGUUUGCGAUAAAGAAGAUGAAGCUCAACCGUCUACCCCCAACAUCAGGCUACGAAAAUGUGGAGUUAGGAGCGUUUAACAUGGAUCUGGAAGACUGUACAGAGAAGACCAUACUUUCUUCAAAGUCAUCGUCGGUGGCUUCAACGCCAAGAAUGGCCCCCGAAGGAAAAACUGAAAAGCUUCACAUCGGCAUUCACGGAAUGGAGUGGAUGGAAUGGAAGAAAAGGAGAAAGGCUGACCGAGUUUAUCAUGCCGUCCCACCCUAUCCACUGUAA